AUGGAAAUGGUUGCUUCAUGGACAAAAGGACUAUGUGCUGACAUUUCACAAAGACAUUUACAAAUUCAAAAUAAAAUUGAUGACUCUGAGUCUGUUAGUCAAGAGGAUAAAGAUUUAGCAAGAUGGAUUGUUCUUGAUGUUGGAACAGGCAAUGGGCUACUUCUUCAACUCCUGAUAUACAUCGAUCCAACAACACAAAGUUCCAGGGAUAUGCUUGGUAUUGACACUCGAGGUGUUAAAUGGCUUCUACCAACCUUGGACAUGGCGGAGUUGGCAGUUCCAGAGUUGUUACCGGCUUGA
Lactuca saligna is the source of this 300-nucleotide messenger RNA. The record is from the annotation of a GenBank genome assembly. NCBI's taxonomy places the organism in Eukaryota, Viridiplantae, Streptophyta, Magnoliopsida, Asterales, Asteraceae.